Molecule: messenger RNA, 1268 nt
Organism: Pocillopora verrucosa
Lineage: Eukaryota; Metazoa; Cnidaria; Anthozoa; Scleractinia; Pocilloporidae
Source: RefSeq, a predicted model, not a curated record
AUGGCCGAGGUGAGAUCGUUCUUACUUCUUUUUUCGGUUAUAAUAUCAAUGGAAUUAUCCUUUUCGGCUAGAAUCGCAGGUCUUAGCGGAACUUCUUCGGGAUCUCAUUAUUUUACGAUCAAAAAGGUCAUGGAGGAGUUGUUCUCCCGAGGUCACGAGGUGGUGCUUGUUCGACCAGUGCUUCGUGAUGCACCACCAAGUAAUGAGCAGAAAAUUCCCCAAAGGACAUUCCUGACACCAUACGACGAAAAAGAUACAGAGAAUAAAGUGAAAACAGCCAUGGAAGGCAAAUUGUGGAAGACAAUAAAUAACUUAUAUGAAAUGCAAAGAGUCAAUUGUGAAAUCAUGCUGAAUGACACAGUGCUACUUCAAGAACUGAAAAGCUUUGACUUGAUUGUUUAUGAGAGUUUUUCCUUCUGUGCUGUUUUGGUCUCUGAGCUUCUUGGCAUUCCAAAAGUAAUCAUAUUUUCUGGUCCUCCCAAUGGUCCAGGAACUUUUGCCCAUAAUGUUCCUUUUCCAGUAUCAUACAUUCCAGCACCAAUGACUUUAUUUACAAGCGAAAUGACGUUUUUACAGCGUCUUGUGAACUUUGGAGCAUACAACUUCAUACAGUCUGCAGAACAAGUUUUAAUUGCCAGGUACAUGGGUUCUCUGAAAGAGGAAUACAACAUCACUCCUGGGAAGAGCUACCAAGAAGCUGCUGGCAAUGCUGAACUGGUGCUGUUUCUUGCUGAUUUUGCACUGGAGUAUCCACAGCCUCUUUUGCCAGGUCAAAUUAUGGUGGGAGCCAUUUCUGCAAAAGCAGAUCCUGAAACACUCCCCCCUGAAUUAAAAGAUUUUAUUGACAGUGCAGGGGGGCAUGGGUUUGUCAUUGCCUCUUUUGGGUCAUAUGCGCAAACAAUCAUAGCUAAGGAGAAGAUCGAUGUCUUGGCUGAAGCUUUUGGAAAGGUGAAGCAGAAAGUCAUAUGGAAACUGAAAGGCUACAUACCCUCAUCUCUCAGGCAAAACAUAAGAGUAAUGAGCUGGAUACCUCAGAGUGAUCUGUUGGCUCACAAGGAUAUCAAAGCUUUUGUAUCUCAUGUGGGACACAACAGCCUUUAUGAGUCAGCAUAUCAUGGGGUGCCUGUGGUGGCUGUGCCCUUGUGUACAGACCAAUUUUCUAAUGCCAGGAAGGCAGAACACUUUGGACUAGCAAAAGUUUUAGAUCACAAAACCAUGAAUGCUGAAGAACUUUCAGAGGCAAUUCAGCAUGUUAUUGAUGAACCAAG